Molecule: messenger RNA, 733 nt
Organism: Episyrphus balteatus (marmalade hoverfly)
Lineage: Eukaryota; Metazoa; Arthropoda; Insecta; Diptera; Syrphidae
Gene: Pfdn4
Product: probable prefoldin subunit 4
Exons: 3
Coding region: 183-581 (132 amino acids)
Biological process (GO): protein folding
Cellular component (GO): prefoldin complex; cytoplasm
Source: RefSeq, a predicted model, not a curated record
CAUACAACAGGAAGAAUUCUCAGACACUAAUUUAAUGUUGGUAUCCCUGAUUUUAUUGUUUUGAGACAGAUUUUGACAUUUCUCGCUCGUGAAUCAAACUCCGAUUUCCUCGCCGUCCAAAGUUAAAUUUUCAUCAUCUGCUCCUUUUUCCAAUAAAUUCAAUUAAAACAACUUGAUUAAUAAUGGCCGCAAAAGUUGCAAAUCUUCAAGCUGACGAUGUUCACAUCUCAUUCGAAGAUCAACAAAAAAUUAAUCGUUUUGCUAAACACAAUGCCCGAAUGGAUGAUCUAAAAGCCGAACUCGAACAAAGAAACAAUGAAUUAAAAAAUCUUGAAGAGGCAUGUGAAGAAAUUGAAUUAUUCGAUGAAGAUGAAAUGAUUCCAUUUUUGUUUGGCGAAGUUUUUCUAUCUCAUAAUCUUUCCAAAACUCAGGAACUUCUAGCUGAGGCUAAGGAAAAGAUCAAGUUGGAAGCUAAAAACAUUGAGAAGCAAAGCAACGAAAUCAAAUCGGAAAUGGCCGAACUUAAAGCGCAUUUAUACCAGCGAUUUGGAAGCAACAUUUCUCUGGAGAGCGAUGAUUAGAUUUUUACUGUUGGACUUAAGAGGAAUAAGUUAAUUAAUCGCAGAUCAUUCUUAUGACAUUUAAUACACCACACACGUUAUACCUAUUUAAUGGGAAUUUUUAAAAAGUAAAAUUCAUAAAACCAAAAUAAAAACAAACGCUUAGAAUCGAA